Molecule: messenger RNA, 468 nt
Organism: Haliotis rubra (blacklip abalone)
Lineage: Eukaryota; Metazoa; Mollusca; Gastropoda; Lepetellida; Haliotidae
Source: RefSeq, a predicted model, not a curated record
AUGGGAAAGGAGCUAAAAAGAAUCGGUUGCGCUGAGAUCAAACACUACCUACCUGUUGCAGAAGCUGAUAUGGCGAGGCUUUACGACUACGUGUGCAGCUCAGAUUCCCCACUACUUCUACAGUAUAAGGUAUUCGUUGACAUCAUGCUUCAUUUCGGAAGACGGGGAAAAGAUCUCUCAGCUUUGAGAAUAAGCGAUUUGGCCGUAACCAUGGACGCUGAUGGGGACAUGUAUGUUUACAUGACCCGAGAUGAACAAACCAAAAAUCAUCAGGAGGACGAUGGUCGGGCUCAAGGGCGAAUGUAUGAGAAGAACGACGAUCCCAGAUGUCCAGUGAGGACUUUCAUCAAGUACAUUCGUCGCUUGAAUAAAUAUUGUCCAAAACUUUUCCAGCAACCAAAUUCAGAAAUGGAAAAUGGAAUUUAUAUCUUGCGGUUCCCCUUUGACACAACCGGCUUGGUUCUAUGA